UGGUUACAGCUAUGAAUGUUUAUGUUGCUACUUGUUACCUACUUUUAAUUUAAAAAUUGUACCACCUCAACGUGUCAAUUUUAGUUACAUUAGAAGCAUGCAAUACGUUGAUAUGAUGCUGAGAGUUUAUAAAUUUCUAUUUUGAUUUUUGACUAGUGUACUAUAACAGUUAAGUUGGAACAUUUAUAAGAUUCUUGGAACUGCAGCCCUGCCAACCCAGAUCCACUGCAUGCUAUAGAGCGUAGACCAUUCCCUCAGAUUAUCAGUUCCCAAUACUAUAACGCCCCUUUUCAAAUCCAUCACUUUCUCUCUCUCUUAAAGAAGCUCAUUGCUGAAGAGAAACUCAAAAGCAUGGGGUUUUCUAGUUAUUUCUUGACUUCCUUGCUUCUGGUUGUAGUGUUCAAUGUGGCUAAAGGGCAGCCUCUGGUCCCUGCCCUGUUCAUAUUUGGGGACUCUGUGGUUGAUGUGGGAAAUAAUAACCACUUAUACACCGUUGUUAAAGCAAACUUCCCUCCUUAUGGAAGAGACUUCAAGAAUCACAAUCCAACAGGGAGGUUUUGCAAUGGAAAGCUUGCAUCAGACUACACAGCUGAAAACCUUGGAUUUACCUCUUACCCACCAGCUUACCUCAACUUAAAGGCCAAAGGAAAUAACCUCUUGAAUGGUGCCAACUUUGCCUCUGCUGCUUCAGGCUACUAUGAUCCCACAGCCAAGUUAUAUCAUGCAAUUCCAUUGAGCCAACAGCUGGAACACUACAAAGAGUGCCAGAAUAUAUUGGUGGGAACAGUAGGGCAGCCUAAUGCUUCAUCAAUUAUAUCUGGUGCUAUAUAUCUCAUCAGUGCUGGGAACAGUGACUUUAUUCAGAACUAUUAUAUAAAUCCACUGCUUUACAAGGUUUACACUGCUGAUCAAUUCUCAGACAUUCUCUUGCAAAGCUAUGCCACUUUCAUUCAGAAUUUAUAUGCACUUGGAGCAAGGAGGAUUGGUGUGACAUCAUUACCUCCAAUGGGUUGUCUGCCAGCAGCCAUCACUCUCUUUGGCUCUGAUAGCAACCGUUGUGUGGUUAAACUAAAUAAUGAUUCUGUUAACUUCAAUAAGAAGCUAAAUACCACAUCUCAGAGCUUGCAAAAAUCUCUUUCGGGUCUCAAAUUGGUCAUCCUUGAUAUCUACCAACCUCUCUAUGACCUUGUCACUAAACCUUCUGAAAAUGGAUUUUUUGAAGCAAGGAAGGCUUGCUGUGGAACAGGCUUGCUAGAAACAUCUGUAUUGUGCAAUCAGAAGUCCAUAGGAACAUGUGCCAAUGCAUCUGAAUACGUAUUUUGGGAUGGUUUUCAUCCCUCUGAUGCUGCAAACAAGGUUUUGUCAGAUGACUUGUUGGCUGCUGGCAUCUCUCUCAUAUCCUAAUUGAACACUACUCAGCUCAUAUCUGCUUUGGAUUCAUGUUUUUAAGAAUUGUGUGGUUACUGUUUUAUUAGUUUGGCUUAUGUAAAAGCAGCUUGAAUAUGUUCAAUUACAAUGUUUACUGUGUUUUUUCAAGUUUCGUGUAAUAAGACCAAUAUUCCUAUUGAGUUUUCAUGUAAAUUUUCUUUCUUGAGUAUUCAAAGCUGCUCCUGAUGGAUUCGUAUUCAA
This is a messenger RNA of Glycine soja, 1629 nucleotides long. RefSeq names its product GDSL esterase/lipase At5g22810-like. Bases 352 to 1404 code for a protein of 350 amino acids. Gene Ontology annotation, molecular function: hydrolase activity, acting on ester bonds. Lineage: Eukaryota; Viridiplantae; Streptophyta; Magnoliopsida; Fabales; Fabaceae. The transcript has 5 exons. The record is from RefSeq and is a predicted model, not a curated record.